Messenger RNA from Toxotes jaculatrix (banded archerfish), 2240 nucleotides. It is a transcript of the gene il17rel, whose product is annotated as interleukin 17 receptor E-like. Lineage: Eukaryota; Metazoa; Chordata; Actinopteri; Toxotidae. The coding region runs from base 240 to 1874 and encodes 544 amino acids. Gene Ontology annotation, molecular function: interleukin-17 receptor activity. The transcript is spliced from 18 exons. The record is from RefSeq and is a predicted model, not a curated record.
UCUGCCCCAGUACACUCCACACUGGAUAUCAUCACAUUCUGGAUAAAAUAAACAGGAGAGCGUCCUCAACAUCCAACCACCUGUCAGUCUCCCAGCCAAACCUCAUCUGACCCUGUCAUUCUGCACAGCCAGAGGAAAAAAAAAAAAAAGAAGAGGACUAAAAAGAACAAGAAGAAGUAACAGAUUACAGGACCUGGACAGGCAGAGGAGUAGAAGAAGUCCAGUGCUGACCAGUGAAGAUGAUCCUGUGGGUUGCCCUGCUUAUGUUUCGCUUUUGGUUGGGUCUGAAUGGAACUGCAGCAGAAAGCACAGGACUGGAGAGGAUAAAGAAAUGUGAAACUAGGUGUUCUCAGGGCCUAAACUGCAAGACCAAGCCAGAUUAUGUGUUUUCUCCUCCAUGUGAAAACGCUACGGAAGAUCUCAACGCGUCCUCCGUGUUCCACAACAUCAGCCUCUCCACAGUCAUGAGCUGUGAGGGGAGGCAGAAGUGCUCACUACACCUCAGAAUCAAAACUGUAUUACAGCUUACUGAAUCCAUCCAUGGUUUGUCUAUUUGCACCAUAACUGCAGGGAUGAUGAUGAACUGCCGAAUCCUCAGCUUCACAAGAUCGUCAAGAGAAAGAAUGUCGGGACUUCAGGUGGAAGUUGAGAAUGAUUGUACUGACGUUUCUCCAAACCAACAAGUGCAAGUAAUGCUGAAAACUAUUCCAAGCUACUGUGGAUUAACCUGGAGUGGCACCUAUAAUGCACCAGAAUGCGGGAGUGAAGAUUUGAGAAAACAUGUCCCAGAAUGCAUCACUGGUAGGCUGUCGUAUGAUGUAAACCCAAGAAGGAAAGAGCUGAACGUCAGCGUAUCAGACAUGCUUGAAGAUCACAACUACUACCUCCGUCUGUGCUACAAGGGUUUCAUCUGUUCUGGCACAGGGGCGAGUGCACUGAUAAAGAAGGAGGAUCCUGUGAAGAAUGCUGCCCUCCCAUACUCCCGACCUUUGCCCUGCCUCUGUAUCGAGGGUUGGUCAACUGUGACGGAUGCCCCUAGAGUCCAAGUCUGCCCAUUCAGAGACCGUCUUGAAGAACUGUGGUUUGGAGUUACCUUUGACCCACUGGAGGAGACGCUAUCAUGGGAGUCAGCCUGUCCAGUUACUGCUGUUGCCACGUUGUGUCAGAAAAGAGGGGACGGCGCCUGUGUGGAUCUGCCCCAUGCUUCCCAGAAUGUUAGCAGAGGAAAGAUAACAUUUACUGAAGUGGAUCCACACCCUCAACUGUGCGUAAAGUUUACUGCAGGCUCUCAGUCCUGGACCAGGUGCCCCUUUGUUGGGAGAUUCCAAGCAUGGGAAGUGGUUGUGACAAGACAAGAGGGUCAUGAAGAAGUGAAGAUGAUGUCAAAGAUCUCUGCAACGUUUUCUGUGGGUCUAUGUGUGAAGUCUGGAGGGCCUGCUGUGUGCCAGAUCACCAAAACAAACACAGUGCAUGUGGAAGAAAAUAAAGGUGUUGGCUUAAACCUGACAGAGGAACCAUGCAACUCUUGUGUCCAGGUGAGGAGACUCGAUGUGAAGUAUGCUGCCACAAUAAUCCACUGUCUUGAGCAAUGCAAUCAGUCACAUCCCACAACCAGUCGAAGCUCUUGGGGCCUGACUUGGGUUGUUGUACUAGCUGGUGUUUGCCUGUCUGGCAUCAUAAUUGUCACUCUGGUACUCCAUGUACUGUUAACCGAUCAAAGGAGGAAACAAAAUCGAAAUGGCGAUGAAAAGCAAAUAGAUCCUGCUCUCCACUGUGUGGUCCCUGUAUUACAAACACAUCCCCACAGAGGGAUCCUCAUACCAGGUUCGCUGCAGUGUGGGAACGCUGAGAAGGCCAACUUAAUCUCAGAAUAACUAAAGCAUCCUACCAUGGUCAAAAACAACAUUUGCAGUGUGCAGUAUAAAACUGUAAAGAUGUCACACAAACCAAAUAAGUUCUCUGUUGAAUACAGUGUAUGAUGUUGUGACAGAUAUUCCAUGUGUGUUACUGUAUAUGUGCCGGUUAGUGUGCUUGCCAUAGUUAGUGGUUGUUGUUUAAGUAUUCUGUGUGAUGUUGUCUGUUUGGGUGAAAGUUACAGUGUAUUUUGUCUUUUUUUUUUUUUAAGUUAAAAAUUUCAGCUUGCAGCUAAACCUUUCCCAUCCUAAUUUAUAUUUCUAUUUUCAGUAAUAAAAUGCAAACAAUACCACUGGUUUCUUUUCAAUCAUAAUACAAUACACGGU